Molecule: messenger RNA, 1071 nt
Organism: Liolophura sinensis
Lineage: Eukaryota; Metazoa; Mollusca; Polyplacophora; Chitonida; Chitonidae
Product: melatonin receptor type 1B-B-like
Exons: 1
Coding region: 1-1071 (356 amino acids)
Biological process (GO): G protein-coupled receptor signaling pathway
Cellular component (GO): membrane
Molecular function (GO): G protein-coupled receptor activity
Source: RefSeq, a predicted model, not a curated record
AUGAAUGAGAAUGAGUCGCAAACAGCUGGUAGCUUGGACUCAGAUGUGCUUCACAGAUCGUACCACAGCUUUCCCGGAUUUGUCACCGUCUUACUCAUCGUUGUUUCUCUAUGCUACAUUCUGCUCGGCAUUUUCGGCAAUGGUCUUCUCAUCGUCGCCGUCUUCACCGAAAAGAAACUUCGGACGCGCUGCAAUGUGUUUUUGGUAACGCUUGCUCUGGCGGAUAUUACGAUCCAAGGUUACGUGCUGCCCUUUUCCUUGUUCGACUACAUUUACGGCCGAUAUCCAGUCGGCGAAACAUUCUGUAAAGUGAACGCUUUUACGGUUUGCUACUGCUAUGGAUUGUCACUCUGGAGCUUAGCAUUUAUCGCCUUCAACCGUUUCGUGAAAAUCUGUCAUCCGCCGAAGUACAAUUUAUGGUUGUCUAGAAGGAACACAUGUCUCUGCGUCGCGAUUUUAUUCCUGAUCCCGGUGCCGAUGAACAUCGCCCCGUUUCUCGGGUUCGGCGAUAUGGGAUACGACGUCAUCCUGCACCUCUGCAGUUAUCUGCGAUCUGGCGGCCUGAUGUACAUUCUAAUGCAAAUGCUGGUCACUGUGUUUGUCCCUGCAGUACUUGUCUUGAUCUUCUACUCCAUGAUUUUCUACAAAAUGUUCACAGUGCGACAGAAGCUGAAGAGGGUAUUCCCGAAUCCCUCCGCCGAAUACAUCGUUAGUAAAUACAGUCGUCACGAUAUCACUGCAGCUUAUACCCUCCUUACCGUUUUCAUUCUGCUCGUCCUCUUGAUGUUACCUUACACUGUGACCACCCUGGGAGAUGUGCACAAUAACUGGGCCCCUGCUAUUCACAUUGCCUGUCUCUACCUCGCCUACACCAACAGCUGGAUAAACUGGAUUAUCUACGGCGUCAUGAACGUCAACAUACGGAAUACGUAUAGACGGUUGUUGUGUAAAAAGCGCAGAACGGAACAUCAACAAACGGAGCAAAUACAGACAGUGUCAGAAUUACAGAACAGGGCCCAGUUUCGCAAAAUCUCUCAACAUUACGAACUCGCAACUACCAUGACGACGUAA